Molecule: messenger RNA, 1839 nt
Organism: Dama dama (fallow deer)
Lineage: Eukaryota; Metazoa; Chordata; Mammalia; Artiodactyla; Cervidae
Gene: EYA4
Product: EYA transcriptional coactivator and phosphatase 4
Exons: 17
Biological process (GO): positive regulation of DNA repair; multicellular organism development; negative regulation of extrinsic apoptotic signaling pathway in absence of ligand
Cellular component (GO): nucleus
Molecular function (GO): protein tyrosine phosphatase activity
Source: RefSeq, a predicted model, not a curated record
AGGUCUAUGGAAAUGCAGGACCUAGCAAGUCCUCAUCCGCUUGUUGGAGGUGGUGAUACUCCUGGAAGCUCUAAAUUGGAGAAAGCUAAUCUCAGCAGCACUUCGGUCACCACAAAUGGGACAGGAGGGGACAACAUGACUGUUCUAAACACUGCAGACUGGUUGCUGAGUUGCAACACCCCCUCCUCCGCAACAAUGUCUCUCCUUGCAGUCAAAACAGAACCUUUGAACAGCAGUGACGCCACAGCCACGACUGGAGACGGAGCGCUUGACACUUUUACUGGGUCAGUAAUAACAAGUAGUGGCUACAGCCCCAGAUCUGCACAUCAAUAUUCCCCACAGCUGUAUCCUUCCAAGCCCUAUCCACACAUUCUUUCUACACCAGCAGCUCAAACAAUGUCCGCCUAUGCAGGCCAGACUCAGUAUUCGGGGAUGCAGCAGCCAGCCGUCUACACUGCCUACUCUCAGACAGGACAGCCCUACAGCCUGCCCACUUACGAUCUGGGCGUGAUGUUACCGGGCAUCAAGACAGAGAGUGGACUCUCGCAAACUCAGUCCCCAUUACAGAGUGGGUGCCUCAGUUACAGCCCAGGCUUCUCUACCCCACAGCCAGGCCAGACCCCUUAUUCUUAUCAGAUGCCAGGUUCUAGUUUUGCACCAUCUUCUACUAUUUAUGCAAAUAAUUCAGUUUCAAAUUCAACGAAUUUCAGUGGUUCACAACAGGAUUAUCCAUCCUACACAGCCUUUGGCCAAAACCAGUAUGCACAGUAUUACUCUGCAUCAACGUAUGGAGCGUACAUGACAUCAAAUAACACAGCUGAUGGCUCAUCCUCCACGACCUCAACCUACCAGUUGCAGGAAUCUCUCCCAGGACUGACUAGCCAACCAGGAGAGUUUGAUACUGUGCAAAGCCCCUCCACACCCAUCAAAGAUCUUGAUGAGAGAACGUGCAGGAGUUCUGGGUCAAAGUCCCGAGGAAGAGGCCGGAAAAAUAAUCCCUCCCCACCUCCUGACAGUGACCUGGAGCGUGUGUUUGUCUGGGACUUGGAUGAAACCAUCAUUGUUUUCCACUCGCUGCUUACAGGAUCUUAUGCCCAGAAGUAUGGCAAGGAUCCCCCCAUGGCUGUAACCCUUGGACUUCGAAUGGAGGAAAUGAUUUUUAAUCUUGCUGAUACACACUUAUUUUUUAAUGAUUUAGAGGAGUGUGAUCAAGUUCACAUAGAUGAUGUUUCCUCUGAUGACAAUGGGCAGGACUUAAGUACCUACAGUUUUGCAACUGAUGGCUUCCAUGCAGCUGCAAGUAGUGCAAACCUUUGUUUGCCAACAGGUGUAAGAGGAGGGGUUGACUGGAUGAGGAAGUUGGCUUUUCGUUACAGAAGAGUAAAAGAAUUAUACAACACCUACAAGAACAACGUGGGAGGACUUCUUGGCCCCGCCAAGAGAGAUGCAUGGCUGCAGCUGAGGGCUGAGAUCGAAGGUCUGACAGACUCCUGGCUAACAAAUGCACUUAAAUCUUUAUCAAUUAUUAGUACGAGGAGUAACUGCGUAAAUGUCUUGGUAACAACAACCCAGCUGAUCCCAGCGCUGGCGAAGGUUCUGCUCUAUAGCUUAGGAGGUGCUUUUCCCAUUGAGAAUAUUUACAGUGCAACUAAAAUAGGAAAAGAAAGUUGCUUUGAACGAAUAAUGCAAAGGUUUGGCAGAAAAGUAGUAUAUGUUGUAAUUGGGGAUGGUGUAGAAGAAGAACAGGCAGCAAAAAAGCACAAUAUGCCCUUUUGGAGGAUAUCAAGUCACUCAGACCUCUUGGCGCUACAUCAAGCACUGGAAUUAGAGUAUUUGUAA